Molecule: messenger RNA, 1980 nt
Organism: Halichondria panicea
Lineage: Eukaryota; Metazoa; Porifera; Demospongiae; Suberitida; Halichondriidae
Exons: 7
Coding region: 190-1815 (541 amino acids)
Biological process (GO): proteolysis
Molecular function (GO): metalloendopeptidase activity; zinc ion binding
Source: RefSeq, a predicted model, not a curated record
CUCUUUUAGCCUCGAUCCCAGGCCGCUCUUCCUUUGUUAAUUGUUUAGGCCUUGUGAAGGAGCCUAGAACUCUUUAUAUAACUGCUAUCUCUGGCUCCGCCCAACUAGGUUAACACACCCGUACCCCUUCUCUGUCUCUUCAGCGUAUCAGGCAGGAGCACAGAUCCACGGAUAUAAUUAUAUCUAGAGAUGGCAGAGAAAAUUGAUCCCUCUAUGUCAAUGGUCCUAUAUCGCAUUCAUCGAGCUUGUGAAUAUGCCCAGUUCGAGCAGUUGAAGCUAGCCGUUGAAUGCUUGGGCAUUAGUCAAAGACAAAUUGACAGAAUGAAACAAGUCUAUGAAGCUUACAAUUUUCUCGAUAGUCAACAGUCAACUACCAGUGAAGCUAUCCCUCUACUUUAUGCUGUUCUAGAGGAGAUGGAUGUGCAGGCUCUAGAGCUUUCUGCAUUAAAGAAGUUUACAACGUCAAAACAACUCGAGGCAUGUCGUAAACGAAAAGAUUUCGGUUUUGCCAAGAUGAUCAUCAAGCUGUGCAACGAAUUCGGUGAAGAAGACUUUAGGGACUUUCGCCAACUUUGUCUAGUUCACCUUGACCACACGGUUAAUUCAGAUCAUUGUGAUACAAUUGUGAAGCUGUUCCAGAAGCUUAUUCGAGCCAAGAAAGUGGUUCAUCCUGGCAGUGUGCAAGUCCUGAGUGAGAUUCUGACAGGAAUGCAGAAAGAGAGCAGUCUGGAAUAUGUGCAAGAGUACAACAGAGUGAUUGGAAAUUUUAGUCAGGCAACACAGGAAGAAGGUCUACCCAACCCUCGUAACAGUGAGGAAGCUAGGAUUGAUAAAGAUGGUCUCGAAACGGCUAGAACAGAAGAUCUACCCAACCAUCAUAACAAUGAGGAAGCUAGGAUUGAUAAAGAUGGUAUCGAAACGGCUAGAACAGCUACAAACCCAGCGAGGUAUCCCAUACUUGAAUCGGCUAAGUCUUAUUGUGUGCUAACAGAGCAACACUAUUUGGCCCCUCAUCCUGCGGUUUCACCACAUGGGACUCAAGCUGGUUGUAUUCGUACUGAUCGUGUAUGGGAUACAUCACGCAUUUGUGAGCUGAAGGUACAUUUUAUGAACCCUGAACUGCUUCGAGCUCCCGGUAAAGCCUGGAGAGUUGGUAAUGAGCAGCUCACGACUGAGACUGUUCUUGCUUGGGCCACUAGAGGUUGGAAUAAAUCUCAAUCUAACUAUCCACAAAUUUCCGAACACCCUGCUCUCAACGUGGAUGAAUCUCAAAUAAGAGUGACCUUUGGUACAACUGGAGUGUGUUGGUCGUGUGUUGGCCGAGAUGCUGAAUACAAUCAGGGUAAAUGUACGAUGUACCUCAACGUCUACAACAUGACCCAACAAGACCAAUUAAGCCUUAUUCUUCACGAAUUUGGGCAUGCCCUUGGCUUAGAGCACGAGCAUCAGCGAUCUGACUUUUGGGCAGUUCUACAAAAUCUUUUGGCAUAUAAACCGAAGAAAUUACCUCACGCUUGUGAUGAACACUUGAGGUUCCCGUUUGAAGAGGGCGUGACUAGAUUUCAAACUGAGUAUGAUCCAAAUAGCAUCAUGCACUACUGGUUCAGGAUUGAUUGGCUGCUGCCUCAAUACCAUAAUCUUGAAAAAGUGAGAGCUAUGACUGUUCAGGAACUACCAGAAUUGGAAAGAAAGGUGAUUGAAGGUGUUCACCUGAGGGACUAUAACAAAGGCCGAAUGGCAAAAGGACCAUCACAAAGGGACUAUGAUACUCUUGAAGGAAUCUACAAACAUUUAAAGCUGGCAAAAAAACUUUAAUGAAUUUAUUAGGUAAAAGUGUACUUGCAGUGGUUGCAUGCAUGCACUGAACGUGGCUGUUUUUUGUCUUCAUUGCUUUGCUAUUUAUACAUGUAUGUAUAUAAUUAAACGUCUCGUGGAUCUGUUUAUACUGCUGUGUCUAUAAAAAUUAUUAGCCUGGCCCUG